This is a messenger RNA of Rhinocladiella mackenziei CBS 650.93, 300 nucleotides long. RefSeq lists its product as uncharacterized. The record is from RefSeq and is a predicted model, not a curated record. Lineage: Eukaryota; Fungi; Ascomycota; Eurotiomycetes; Chaetothyriales; Herpotrichiellaceae. Bases 1 to 300 code for a protein of 99 amino acids. The transcript has a single exon.
AUGCGCCUUCUGGAAUUUGGCAGUGAUGGUGAUCUGCAUUUAUCCAAGGAUUUUACCGACGACAUCCCGGCCUACGCGAUUCUCUCACAUACGUGGGGAGCGGAUGAAGAUGAGGUUACAUUCGACGAUAUCCAGGAUAGAUCUGGCAAGAGCAAGGCCGGUUACACUAAAAUUCAAUUCUGUGGGCAACAGGCCAGGAAGGAUGGUCUCCAAUAUUUCUGGGUGGAUACAUGUUGCAUUGAAAGCAAAGAGUGCUGUGCUCUCCGAAGCGAUUGUCUCAAUGUUUCGCUGGUACAGUAA